AUGAUUGUAAAGGGUCUUUUUCUUGCGGCAUUGUCCGCUAUGAGUGCCCUGGUUCAGGGAUAUCCUGGCCAGGAACGCUCCUUGAGCGAGAGACAGUCAACUGAUCGACUUGUCUUUGCUCACUUCAUGAUUGGCAUCACCAGUGACCGCAGCAGCUCAGCCGACUAUGACGCCGACAUGCAACGAGCCAAAUCGUACGGCAUCGAUGCAUUCGCCCUCAACAUCGGUGUAGACCCCUACACCGACCAACAACUCGGCUUUGCCUAUGACUCCGCCGCAAGAAACGGCAUGAAAGUCUUUAUCUCCUUCGACUUCAACUGGUGGAAUACCGGCCAAGCCACCGCCAUCGGCCAGAAGAUUGCCCAAUACGCGGGUCUACCUGGUCAGCUCAAGGUCGAUGGCAAAGUCUUUGUUUCGUCUUUUGCCGGAGAUGGCGUCAAUAUCGGAGCUAUGCGUUCUGCGGCUGGCGUUGAGUUGUUCUUUGCACCCAAUUUCCAUCCUUCGUAUGGUACGGAUAUGUCCAAUGUUGAUGGAUUGUUGAAUUGGAUGGGAUGGCCAAGUAAUGGAAACAACAAGGCACCAACCUCUGGUGCAACUGUGAGUGUGGAACAAGGUGAUAAUGACUAUAUUUCGGCUCUUGCUGGAAAGGCCUAUAUUGCACCUGCCUCGCCCUGGUUUUCAACUCACUUUGGUCCCGAAGUCUCGUACAGCAAGAACUGGGUCUUCCCAUCUGAUCUUCUAUGGUACAAUCGCUGGCAAGAACUCCUGAAAUUGGGUCCUCGCUUCAUUGAAAUCGUCACCUGGAACGACUAUGGCGAAUCUCAUUAUAUCGGACCUCUUAGCUCUCCCCACACUGACGAUGGAGCUUCCAAAUGGGUCAAUGAUAUGCCACACGACGGCUGGCUAGAUAUGGCAAAACCCUUCAUCGCAGCCUUCAAAGCCGGUGCUACAACAGUCGACAACUACAUCACCAACGACGAGCUCGUCUACUGGUACAGACCUACCCUCAAGAACGUCAACUGUGAUGCUACAGAUACCUGCAUGAAUCCCUCAGCCAGUAAUUCCAGUGGAAACUACUUCCUUGGCCGCCCUAAUGGAUACGAGACCAUGCAAGACUCCGUCUUCGUGGUUUCGUUGCUCACUGCUCCUGCGCAGGUCACUGUGACUUCUGGAGGUAAUUCGCAGACCUUCCAGGCUUCAGCUGGUGCGAAUGCGUUCCAGGUUCCCAUGGGAUUGGGCUCACAGACCUUUUCCGUGACUCGAAAUGGUGCGACUGUCUUCCAGGGAACAAGUUUGAAGCAGAUCAUUAAUGGAUGUGUUUGUGGAUUGUAUAACUUCAACGCUUACGUUGGAACUCUCCCAGCUGGAUUCAGUGAUCCCCUAGGACCUGCUGGUCUUGCUUCGCUCGUACAAGGUCUACAUGUCGCCACCUGCGCUGCCACUCCAAGUCUAGGAACUGCACCUCCAGUGGUUACAGCCCCCCCGGUCCCAGCUACCACGACCACGACCAUCAUAACUACCAAGACCACCACAACUUCAACGAGCACCUCAACAUCAGGUACAUGCAUCGCUGGUACCGGACCAGGAAACUAUGUCGGCCUCUGCAGUUUCUGCUGCAACUUCGGCUACUGCCCCCCCGGACCAUGUACUUGUACCGCUUACGGUGCACCUGUACCCACGCCACCAGUCACAGGUACGGUUGGUUUGCCGUUGUACAAUGAGGACAAUUCGUAUUUGGGAUUGUGCAGUUUUGCUUGCAACCAUGGAUAUUGCCCAAAUACGGCUUGUAGGGUUGCUUAG
Molecule: messenger RNA, 1800 nt
Organism: Talaromyces marneffei
Lineage: Eukaryota; Fungi; Ascomycota; Eurotiomycetes; Eurotiales; Trichocomaceae
Exons: 5
Coding region: 1-1800 (599 amino acids)
Biological process (GO): mating projection tip cell wall disassembly
Molecular function (GO): glucan endo-1,3-alpha-glucosidase activity
Source: RefSeq, a predicted model, not a curated record